AUGUGUGCUGAAACAGUGAAACAUCUCUCUCUCUCUCGCUCUCUCAUAUUCUCUCUCUCGCUCUCUCAUAUUCUCUCUCUCACUCUCUCAUAUUCUCUCUCUCUCUCAUAUUCUCUCUCUCUCUCUCAUAAACAUCUCUCAAUUUUUCUCCCUCCAUCUCUCCUUCUUCUUUCUCCCUCCAUCUCUCCUUCUUCUUUCUCCCUCCAUCUCUCCUUCUUCUUUCUCCCUCCAUCUCUCCUUCUUCUUUCUCCCUCCAUCUCUCCUUCUUCUUUCUCCCUCCAUCUCUCCUUCUUCUUUCUCCCUCCAUCUCUCCUUCUUCUUUCUCCCUCCAUCUCUCCUUCUUCUUUCUCCCUCCAUCUCUCCUUCUUCUUUCUCCUCCAUCUCUCCUUCUUCUUUCUCCCUCCAUCUCUCCUUCUUCUUUCUCCCUCCAUCUCUCCUCCUUCUUUCUCCCUCCAUCUCUCCUCCUUCUUUCUCCCUCCAUCUCUCCUCCUUCUUUUCUCCCUCCAUCUCUCCUCCUUCUUUCUCCCUCCAUCUCUCUUUCCUUCUUUCUCCCCUCCAUCUCUCUUUCUUCUUUCUCCUCCAUCUCUCUUUCUUCUUUCUCCCUCCAUCUCUCUUUCUUCUUUCUCCCUCCAUCUCUCUUUCUUCUUUCUCCCUCCAUCUCUCUUUCUUCUUUCUCCCUCCAUCUCUCUUUCUUCUUUCUCCCUCCAUCUCUCUUUCUUCUUUCUCCCUCCAUCUCUCUUUCUUCUUUCUCCUCCAUCUCUCUUUCUUCUUUCUCCCUCCAUCUCUUUUUCUUCUUUCUCCCUCCAUCUCUCUUUCUUCUUUCUCCUCCAUCUCUCUUUCUUCUUUCUCCCUCCAUCUCUUUUCUUCUUUCUCCCUCCAUCUCUUUUCUUCUUUCUCCCUCCAUCUCUCUUUCUUCUUUCUCCUCCAUCUCUCUUUCUUCUUUCUCCUCCAUCUCUCUUUCUUCUUUCUCCUCCAUCUCUCUCUCUUCUUUCUCCCUCCAUCUCUCUUUCUUCUUUCUCCCUCCAUCUCUCUUUCUUCUUUCUCCCUCCAUCUCUCUUUCUUCUUUCUCCCUCCAUCUCUCUUUCUUCUUUCUCCCUCCAUCUCUCUUUUCUUCUUUCCCUCCAUCUCUCUUUCUUCUUUCCCUCCAUCUCUUUUCUUCUUUCUCCCUCCAUCUCUCUUUCUUCUUUCUCCCUCCAUCUCUCUUUCUUCUUUCUCCCUCCAUCUCUCUUUCUUCUUUCUCCCUCCAUCUCUCUAUCAAUUUCUAGCUUAAUUAUUAUCAAGAUGGAUAUUUACCUGUACCUCUCUUCCUUCAAUGAUUUUGCUGUACAUCUAUGUAUCCUCUCUUCUAUCUAUUUUUUUCUCUUUUGUCUCUCUUUAUUAUGA
This is a messenger RNA of Acanthosepion pharaonis, 1383 nucleotides long. Lineage: Eukaryota; Metazoa; Mollusca; Cephalopoda; Sepiida; Sepiidae. The record is from the annotation of a GenBank genome assembly.